GCCACGUAUGCAAGUGCCACGUAUGGCGCGGAUAAACCCUAAAAUUCCUGGCGCGAUUCUCUUCGAUUCCUUCCCCUUCUCCGUGAUCUGAUCCGAGUGUGCGAGGAAUGGACCAUCAGUGCGCUACGAGCGAGCGAGCGCGCGAGCGAUCUGAGCGGGGCAGCAAGGAUUGAAGUUGACAAUCCCAGUGAAUCCAUUUUUUUUGGCUUCCCUUUCUCGCUUAACGGAUUCUUUCUCUCCUCGUUCGUGAGUGCCUCGGUGUUUUUUUGGCGCCUUGCUCGCUCGAGAUCGAUCCAUCCAUGGCGGACGAGGAGAGUUACAUGCCACCGCGUUGAUUGCAUUGCCCUUGUUCUCUCCCUUUUUUUUCUCGCUCGAUCGAGUGCUCCACAUGAGAGCGCCAUUUUAAAAGCGAGAAUGCAUCGUUUCCUUGUGUUCUUGCGUGGAUUAUAAAGCAUUCCAGAUCCAUCCGAUAGCCCUCCGAUAGCGGCGAAUUCCGGGCAGCGGUGGCCAGGAAUCGCGAUAUUUGGAGGCGGCAUGGCCACGGUCGAUUGCUGGAGCUGCCACAGCCACAGCGCCAAGAUCAGCUGGGGGGAUGAUUCCGGAAUGCUGGAUCAUCGCAUGCUCUUCGCGGUCGACGAUUGCCCGCUACUGUCACCGGCCGCCGCCUCGAAUCUCGGCGGCAAGAAUCGCGGAAGCGGCGAUGGCGGCGGCAGAUGGAAGCGCCUCCAAAGAUCUGUGUGCUCCUAUCUCCACAGCGGCGGCGGCAGCGUCGGCGGCGCCAUCAAGAUCCGCCGCGAAGAGAAGAAGGCCGCUUGGAAUGCGAUCGUGGAGAGCUUGAUGCAGCGGCAUCCGGGGAGCCAGCUGCCGGAGAGGCUCAUCUCGAUGAUCCGGCGGCACUUCGAAUCGCUGCCACUCAGCUAUGCGCAGGCCGGCCUGGGCAGCGAUCAGGUCUUCUUGCACAUCCGCCUGGUGGAGCAAGCGCGCAUGAGCCCUCACAGCGGCUCCAUCGCCAUCGCCAUCAUCCAAGAAAGAAGAUCCGCCACAGCCGCCAAUGCCGCCGCUCGAUCCAGCAACGCCAGCGACGAAUCCCUCUUCAUGGCCAGCUCGCCGCCAUCGAUCGCGUCCCCGGCGCCGUGGGAGGAGGAUCAAGAGAGCGAUUUCACGGUCACAUUCGCGACGAUGGGCGUCCCCAUCACCAAGCAUUCGAUCGCGUGGGCUUUCAAGCGCGCGGCGAUCCCCGUGACGCACACCAGCGUCUACUGCCGCAAGGCGCUCUUCCUGGGGAUGGCAUCGGUCCACUGCGCCAGUGAAUACAUGCGCCUGGACCGAAUGCAAGAGAUCUUCAAGGCGGCGGCCAAGAAAUCCCGGCUAAGAAGGUUGGCGCUCGGCCUCUAUGGAUCAUCCUCCUCUUCAUCGGCAUCCCAGCAGAUCCUCGUCCACAACCCAAGCAAAUCGAUUCCCAGCGCCGCGGCGGCGGUGGCGGCGGACAUGGAUCUCGAGAGCCGGAUCUCUUUCGUCUCACACCGACUGAGCAUCGACGCGGUGGCGGGCGCGAGGAUCCGGAUCGAUGCAUCGGGAGACGUCGCCAGCGGCAAGGAGGAGCUCUCGCAGUGGGCGCUGGAUCCAUCCAAGAUGAGCGGCUUGGAGGAGGAGGAGGAGGAGGCGAUGCCCACUGCGCGCGCGAGAUUUGGCGGCGAGGCUGUGGCGCUGGAGCUGAUCAACCCGCCAGGGGAUGGCGAUCGCGAGCUCCAGGAGGAGGUGCUGUGGCUGUGCACGCGGUCGGGGUUUGCGCACGCCAAUGUUUUGCCCAUUCGCGGCAUCUGGAUCGAUGGGAGGAACUUAUGGGCGGUGUCCAAGCUCGUCUCCGGGGGGUCGCUGCGCGAUCUGGUGGACAGGCGCGAGAAGAUCGAGCUGCGAUCCGUGCUGCGCAUGGCCUGCGACAUCGCCGAGGGGAUGCAGUUCUUGCACGAAUGCGGGAUCGUCCACAGCAACUUGAAGCUCUCCAACAUUCUCCUGGACGACAAUGGCUGCGCGGUGAUUGGUGGCCUGAGAAUCGCGAGGGCGAUCAAAUCGCCUACCAAGGACGAGAGGAGCUUUAAGGAUGGCGAGGAGGAGGACAAGACUUCAUGGCCAGUGCCACCCGAGGUUGAUUUGGAGAAAUCCGCGAUUACUCCCAAGGCGGACGUUUACAGCUUUGGGACGCUCCUUUGCGAGCUCGUCUCGUGCCACACAACGAGCGAUCAAAAGAUCGGCAAGGAAAAGGAGACGCCGCUUAGAUCCAGAACAACGCGAUCGAUGCCAGCACCGGUUGUGCCGCUGGAUUGCUUCCCGCUGCUCAAGUACCUGAUCCACCAGUGCUGGGCGAGCAAUCCCCUGGACAGGCCGGACUUUUGCGAGAUUUUGGAGAUGGUGGCGACCGCGACGCGCGAUCUAACGCGAUGAUCAAAGAAAGAGAGGUUAUCAUAACGAGUUAAAAACAAGCAAUCGUUCGUAUAUAUAUAUAUGUACAUGUAGGCAGGCAGACUUCUUGUAGUGCUUGCAGACAAAUCUAGCAAAGAAUCAAUUGAAUCUAUAGGAAGAUAGGGAGAAUCCAUCGAUCUGAUCGUUGGAUAGCUCCUUCCAUACCUCUUC
This is a messenger RNA of Selaginella moellendorffii, 2631 nucleotides long. Its product is annotated as serine/threonine-protein kinase STY13. Gene Ontology annotation, molecular function: protein kinase activity; ATP binding. Gene Ontology annotation, biological process: protein phosphorylation. Lineage: Eukaryota; Viridiplantae; Streptophyta; Lycopodiopsida; Selaginellales; Selaginellaceae. Bases 535 to 2442 code for a protein of 635 amino acids. The transcript has 4 exons. The record is from RefSeq and is a predicted model, not a curated record.